Molecule: messenger RNA, 5303 nt
Organism: Mya arenaria
Lineage: Eukaryota; Metazoa; Mollusca; Bivalvia; Myida; Myidae
Product: homeobox protein Hox-D4-like
Exons: 5
Coding region: 441-1388 (315 amino acids)
Biological process (GO): regulation of transcription by RNA polymerase II; anterior/posterior pattern specification
Cellular component (GO): nucleus
Molecular function (GO): DNA-binding transcription factor activity, RNA polymerase II-specific; RNA polymerase II cis-regulatory region sequence-specific DNA binding
Source: RefSeq, a predicted model, not a curated record
UUGAAUAUGACGACCAUUUAUGUCGUCUGCGUAAUAGGAUAAAGCGAAGUUCUUUUGGAAAGUGAUCAUGACGCGACCGGGACAUUAAUGACAAAUAUGCGGCGUAUGGCCCUCUUCCCAUCUACGUAUUUGGCAUUGUUAUAGGGGACACAUCGGCACUAUUUCCAAAAUUCCUUUCCCAUAGAUGUCACAGUAAGAAAAAAAGCAAGCUCUCGAGUGGUCAAGCAGGACAGUUUUUGGAUCUAAAUUUACGGCGGAACGAGAUCGGAACAAAGCGCUAUUGGCUGGUUGAGUCACGUGGUACUAUUCUCGCUCUGUGAGUGGAGGGGAAUAUUUGCCUGUAUGAAAGCGAGCGACUCGAAACCAUCAACAUAAUUCAUUCUAGUUUGUAAGACCUUGACAGCGAGACAGUUUUAUAGUGGCAAUUACUCAAUGAACAGAUGAGUUCUUAUUUUGUGAAUUCUCUUUCAACGUGCUACGGUCAAACUGCUGGCUUGGAUAACUGUUCGGACGGGAAUUUCUACCGGAAUGUGAACUACCCACCGUCCGGUGCCGUAUAUCCGGCUUUUGCCGGCGCCAGGUACCCGUAUGUUUCAAAACAAGAGCGGCUCGAUGAACAAAAUGGCGACUUCUAUGGAACUCCGCGAUUGAGCCAUUUGCCGCCAAAUAGUCCGUGUUCUUCGCCUCAGAAUUUACACAUAGGAUCCCAUAGUUCCCAAAAUGUGCAUCCUCUUCAUACAACAGACCGUUCUAGCUGCAGUGUACGGACAAAUUCAAACACCGGAAAUGGAUUCUAUCCCAACGGCCAAUUGCGGGGUGGAGGGACGACUGGCGGCGGUGGUGGGAGCGGAAGUGGGCUAGAGGAGAGCCGGACACCGCCACAGCAGCACACUCCACCCACCCCGACUCACACACAGACACAUGGACAGCAACAAAAUUCCCCCGGGGACUCGCAAAGUUAUGCUCCACCUCAUAUUUAUCCGUGGAUGAGGAGAAUGCAAUACAGUCAAGGCAAAAAAGCUGAACAGUUCACUACAACACGAGGAAUGGACAAUGACGAGGAGAGCAAUGAUGGAGAAUCAAAACGUUCGAGAACGUCAUACACAAGACAUCAGACACUUGAACUAGAAAAGGAGUUUCAUUUUAAUAAAUAUUUAACACGUCGGCGGAGAAUAGAAAUUGCGCAUGCGCUGAACUUGACUGAGCGACAGAUAAAAAUCUGGUUUCAAAAUCGCCGAAUGAAAUGGAAGAAAGAACACAAACUUCCUCACAUAGCCAAAAACAUGAACAUCUGUAAUGCGUUAGAAAAAGCCGCGCAGGAACGUGCAAAAGAGGCCGCAGUGGCUCAUGCAACAGCGGCCGCUGCGCAUGCGCAACAACAUAUGUGAUGGAAGUGCAAUCCUAAUGUAAUUGAUAUUAUUGUGAACUGUAAUUGAUAUUUCUGUGAAAGUGGUCGUUGGUCAUUGGUCGAAUGGAGUACUGUGUUCUGUGGUCGUGUGGGCGGAUUGAUGUGGACCGGAAAUGAAUACCAAGAUAGAAAGGCCAGUUUGUAUCAAAGCAAAGGUCAACCUACGUGUAAACAAUUGGGAUUCUUGUGUCUGUAGGUAUCAUGAAUAUAAAAUAUACUUGAAAUAUUAAGUGAUUUUAUAGCUUGAAAUGUUACAUAAAACAACGGGAAGAGUAAAUUCGUUAAAUUGAUCAGCAACAAAUGUUACCUUGGGUGUAAACAGUGUGUUUAUAUACCACGUGAUAAAUUACGUCAUAAAUGUUACGUCGGAAGGAAACAUUUUGCAUCGAAUGAAUACUUAAAACAAAUGCGAGGCUCUGCGAGUGGCGUAGACUGUGCUAGGUUUCAUAUAGAAUGGUGAAGAAAUGGUAAAGUUACCUUUGUUUAAAGUCUUCAUUCCAAGCAAAAUAUUGACUUUCGACGAAGCAUUUAUUAAGCAACAAUAUAUCACGUGGUAAACACACACUGGUAAAGGCAUUAACUAUAUUUUAUGAAUACAAAUACUUAGACAAGCCCAUAUUCACCAAAUUCUUGAGAUCAAAUAGUACAAGCAAGGCUCAAACUUAAACAUCUUGAUUGUAAAGUAAGCUUUGAUUGUAAUUUUCCUUUAAAUACUUUGUUGCGAUCGAAAGUGAGCUCUCAAAAGUUUCCGUCGAAAUGUCUUCUUACAAACAUAUUAUAUUGUUGUCUUUGAAAAUUAAAUAAUUGGUAUCAUUAUUUAAGGCAAUAAACAUUUUUCAUGACUCGUUUUUGGUUUAAAUUUAGGAUAUUUAUAUACGCGUUUUGUCCAAACAACAACAACAGAAUAUGCGCACUUCCUAUUGCAAUCGACUGUAUAAGCACACACCGCCAUUGUCAUUCUGAAACUUAUAAUAUUUUGAAACAUCGUAAAAUAUAAAUAAAAUAUUUUGAUACAUGUUUUAAAAAUAUCGACUUUCUGGCCUUAUUCUGAGCUUUCUCUGAGGACAUUUGUGAAUGAAAUGUAGCCAGGAUUACCACUGCUGCGUUGAGUUAACUGAAUUGGAAAGUAUACAGGAGAUGUUGCAAAACACAACGUGUACGUGUACUUGUAUGUGUAGCUACACGUACGUGUAAAAAUUAUAGUUGUGUUUCGUUUUUGAAGUUUCACUGUUACUUUGUUUUUAUAGGCUCUUUCAUACUUGCAUGAAAUCACUUGCCUUGUUAUUUUAAACUUGUACAAUGUCAACUAACCUGGAUGACGUAGUGCACAAAAAAGUAUCCACAUGUGCACAUACCUGGAUGACGUUGUACCCAAAACACAUUAAAUAGACCACAAGUGCCCAGGAUGACGUCAUGCACAAAAAUAGACACCAAACUCCGCGCAGUGUUACUUCCCUUGCAGUACAGUAAUCACUGCCACCACAAAUAUCACGUGAUGAUAGAAACGGCACGUGAUUACAAUUUACAAAAUGGACGGAACACCUUUAAAAGAAAUUCCAGCAACAUGUUUCAUUUGUUUAGAAAAUAAACGAUUUUAUUCCAUAAAAGGAAAAAAUGCAAAACGUUCGAUACAUGUCUGAAUAGCUAACAACACAUCCAUGUUGAUAUUGUAAUUUGUAAAUCCUACUUUCAAUUUGAAAAAAGACCGAACAUUUCCGAAUGUUUUUUUUUAAUUGUUAUUUUUUUAUAAAACAUAUUAUGCCUAUCAACUGGCGUAAAGUAAUUAUUUAAGAAAGGAUAUAAGAAUAAAUAUAUAUGAUUAAAAAAAAUGCCAUUAAAAGUUUUCAUCCAAUUUUGGAUGAAAAUCUUGUGGUGGCAGUGAUUACUGUACUGCAAGGGAAGUAACACUGCGCGGAGUUUGAAUAGACACAUGUGCAAAUUACCUAAUGACGUUAGGCACAAAAAUUAGCCCACAUGUGCACAAAUCUGGAUGACGUGGUGUACAAAAUGUAGCUCACACAUACGCGUACCCAUACAUGUUGUGUUUAACGUCCAUUCUCAUACAAUUAUUUAACAAAUAAAACCAAAACAUAAAUAUGUUAUCUGUUUUUAGAAAAAGAAGUGCAUUUUCGUGAUUGUAUUUGUUAUAUAAAAGAUUACAUAAGGCCUAAAAAAUAGUUGUGCUUUUGGUUACCCGACCGACCAUAUAUAUUUUACUGCCGACCGAUUUAUUUUGUCAAGUGAUCCUUUUAUUAAAUAAGUGGUCAUCUACAAGAGUCGUAUGGGUUUUGCAGUUUAUAAACCAAAUAAUAAAGUUAUUUUUUCUUGUAAUUAGAGGAUCUAGUAUAAGUCGAAGGUACCGUUUGUCAUGCAAUUUCUUUUUAUGGCAAAAAACGACCGACCCAGAUUUUUUAAAACAUAACAUGAAACAAACAUUUUUUCUUAGGCCUUAAGACUUUUUGAAAUAUAAUUGUUUUAUUGUUCAAACCAAAUGUGGUGCUUAUGUUCAAUUUAGUACUGAAAAUGUGUUCAUAUGUAAAAUCCAUUUAGGUUAUUAUGGUACAACAUAUGUGUUUUUAUGGAACAUGAAAUGAGGGUUUUGAGUAAAAGCUUGUAUUUUACUAUAGCAGAAAGUGCUGUUUAUUCUACAAAUGUUUGUAGUUUGUUAAAACCAGGUUAUAUGCGCCAAUAUUUUACAGCUCGAUCGGUUUUACGUACCAGGGUAAAUUUUGUUUUAUAAUUGUUAAGUAUUGUUUGUAUUAUCAUUUUUAUUUCUCGCUACUUAAAAACAUAUUUUCUACUUAAACUUAAGAAUUAAAUAUAGUUACAUAGUUUUUCGUAUGAGUAUGAAAUUAGAUUUUCGUUGCUUAUUGUUAUUGUUUAUAUCAUUUAAAAAAAGGAAACAUACUCAAAUUCACAAAUAAAAAAAUCGAUCGCUUUUAACUGACAUUAAAUUUUAUUUUUAAUUCCAACAUUCUUUCUUAUCACAUCAUUGAAACUUAUGAACGUAUAAAUGAUUUUUUUAAGGAUAACAUAUAAUAAAUAAUAAUUAUGUCAUUUUGGUGAAAUAUUAUAAAUUUAAUUUUACAAAUAUGUCUGUAAAACAAUGACUUAAAUAAUAACAUUUCAUACCGUUUUUUACUAUCUUUAUCUGACGAAAUUUUCCAAAAUAGUUUAAAAUAUGUUUGCUCAAAUACGGUACAAGUAUACAUUUUAGUUCAUCCCAAGCAACAUGCAGAAAUAAUCAUUGUAUCAGGGAGUAAUUAUUCUGCUAGAAAUUAAAACUAGAAUGUGUGUUUGCGAAUGAAACUCCUUAUACAUAUAUUUAAAUUUGUGAGCCAAUGGCUUCCCCUUAAAUCCUAAUAAUACAUUCAUGUUUUUGUAAAAUGUUAUGAUAUAUAUUUUGAUAACCACCUGUAAAUCACUGGGCCGACGUUCAGAACUUUGUUGUAGUUAACAACGUUGUUAUUAAAAUAGUUGUUAACCUUCAAAGGUGAUAUAUUGCAUAAUACGAUUGUACAAUUCAAUAAAACCAUUGCAGCUAACACAACUCCAAAUUUGUAAGCGGUACUGCGGAUAACAAGUCUGACCAUGGAACUUUCAGAGCAUUAACAAUUUGAAAGGUAACAACGUUCACGUUAACAACGAUGUUAACUUUAACAACGUUCUGAACAAUCGGCGCAAUGUUAACUGCCAAAUAGUAGCGAGAAGCAUUGCUUAUGACUACAUACGUGUUUUGUUUUGAAAAACUGAUGUUCUCACGUCAUGUGUAGUAAUAAUAUGUGUAUUCUGAUCGUGCGAGCAUUUUGUGGAACGUAUUUUUAUUAUUUGUUGUUUUUAUGAUCAUCAUUUUUUAUUUUAUUGUUUCGAAUAUGGGUAAACAAUCAAUAGUAAA